UCCGCCGUCAUGAGUCUGAUCAUAAAAGAAUUACCUAAUUUUAUAUUUAGGUUCUUUGUGUCCAAGAAGCUAGGAUAUGUUACUGCGUUUUUGUGCUGGAGUCCAGGUUACCUGUUGCAGUUUUCAAGGGUUGCUCGAGACGGUUCCCUCAGAGUUAACAUUCAGAAUGAUUUCGCUAAUGCACCGGAGCUACCGGCGUACGACUACCGCCGAGAAGGAGUUGUUUUGGACUUGAACUGCCCUAACUCUAAACUUAUCCUUGAAAAGGCAUCCAAAAACCGGGCAUUUAUUCACCGCUACACGUGGCUUCUCAUUCAUAACUCUACGUACAAGUUGGAAACAAUCCAGAAGAUUCUAUCGGACGCGGCUGUACUCCCUGACGCGGACGUCACCUGGUGCGCCGCAGACGACAUACUCGAUAUUCAUAGACUCAACGAACACCAACCCUAUGUCGUGAUGGACUUGGGCUUAUCUGUUAAUAGCACUGUUGAGGGUCUGGACGCUGUGUGGAGCACAAUACCGACAGCAGCUACCAGGAGGAGGCAUUUAAAUAACUUAACCAUAAACGCUGUUGUCAUUGUCUCACAGCCGCAGUACUUCAAGGGCUGGUCGGACCUCUCCAACAGACAGAUCGACACUUUUCCGAAACUGACGUACCCGAUGCUGAUGCUCUCUGCAGAAGACUUGCGUUUCCGGUUUAAUCUCAAGCAAGUGGACGAGUACGGCGUGGAGUUGAAUGGGUCAUUCACGGGCACGGUCGGGCUGCUGCAGCGCGGCCGGGCGGAGCUCGGAGUGGCCUCCAUGUUCAUGAGGUCCGACCGCUGGAGGGUGCUGCACUUUAGCUCUGAGACUGUAGCGGUGCUUAACGCGUUCAUGUUCCGAGCCCCAGCGCAGUCGUCGGUGUCCAACAUAUUCCUGCUGCCGCUGAGUCGCGGAGUGUGGUGCUGCGCCGCCGCCCUGCUCUGCAGCAGCGCGGUGCUGCUGGCCGUCCUGUCCAGCCGACUUGUCGCUACGGACCCUACCCUGGAGCUGCUGACCCUCCCCGAAAUAUUUGUAUUCUCCAUCGGAACUGUUUGUCAACAAGGGUUCUACAUCAUGCCGAAGCUGUCAUCAAUCCGCAUGAUAAUGUUCCUAACUCUGCUGACGUCAUUAUUCACAUUCACUGCGUACUCCGCGAAGAUCGUGGCCAUCCUGCAGACCCCCAGCGCCGCGGUGAGGACGGUGGCCGACCUCGCUGACUCGCACAUGGACGUGGGCAUUCAGGAGACCACCUAUAAGAAGGUUUACUACGCUGAGAGCACGGACCCCAGCAUCCUCCGUCUGUUCCAUCGCAAGGUGGCUCCGCUGGGCGAGCGCGUCUACAUGUCCGUGGUGGAAGGAGUCGAACGCAUGAGGACUGGACUCUUCGCUUUUCAGGUGGAACGCAGUUCUGGGUAUGAAAUCAUCAGCAAGACAUUUACCGAAAGCGAAAAGUGUGGUCUGAUGGAGAUCGAAGCGUUCAAGCUGCCGAUGGUGGCCGUGCCGCUCAGGAAGCACUCCGGAUACCGGGAGCUGUUCGGCACGAGGUUGCGUUGGCAGCGCGAGGUGGGGCUGAUGUCGCGGGUCCGCGCCAUAUGGCUGGCGGCCCGGCCGCGCUGUGAAGGUCGCGGUGUUGGCUUCCGGGCGGUACGGCUGCUCGACAUGCUGCCUGCCCUACAGAUGCUCGCAGCUGGGGGACUGGUUGCCGUCGUUUUACUCAUCCUAGAAAAUGUAUAUCACCACUACUCCAGAACAGGGAAUGUUUUGCGUCGGUAAGGUCUAAACGUGUGUCCGGUUCAAUCUCUGCGGCUUUUGUAUCUUGAGGCACCAGUUGAUGAAAACUACAUGUUGAUAAAAUACCAGAUAUGAGCUAAGGCCUUAAUCCAAAUACCUGCGGAGUCCUUUCGUCCGCACCAGGUUUGCUCAGCAAGGGCGUGCGGUCAGGCUCACUCCUCGUAUCGAGAGACUGCCGGAGAGCUACCAGAGCUCGCAAACUACUUUUAACAUUCUUCAAAAUAUUCCUAAUUCUAGUGCCUAUAUAAUUCCUUCUAUUCCUAUGUUGAGUCGGUACUACUAGUAACUAUGUGUUGUGGGCUCGAGAUUUACUUGCUCCCGCUCACUUCUAUUGCAAACUAAUCGUGCGUUACGUGUUAUUGUAAUGCAAUUAAGGCCUUCGUUUCAUAUCUCGUCGUAAAGUUGACAGAAUCAAUGCCAACACAUCUCCAGGUGUCCCGGGAAUCUGUCUCGGCCACAUUAGUGAAAUAACUUGCAAUGCGGGUAGAAAGUGACUUAUUUCACUGUUUGGGCCAAAUA
Bombyx mandarina (wild silkworm) is the source of this 2331-nucleotide messenger RNA. RefSeq lists its product as uncharacterized. Gene Ontology annotation, cellular component: plasma membrane. The record is from RefSeq and is a predicted model, not a curated record. Gene Ontology annotation, biological process: riboflavin transport. Gene Ontology annotation, molecular function: riboflavin transmembrane transporter activity; ligand-gated monoatomic ion channel activity. NCBI's taxonomy places the organism in Eukaryota, Metazoa, Arthropoda, Insecta, Lepidoptera, Bombycidae.